Molecule: messenger RNA, 9951 nt
Organism: Vanderwaltozyma polyspora DSM 70294
Lineage: Eukaryota; Fungi; Ascomycota; Saccharomycetes; Saccharomycetales; Saccharomycetaceae
Gene: TOM1
Product: E3 ubiquitin-protein ligase TOM1
Exons: 1
Coding region: 1-9951 (3316 amino acids)
Biological process (GO): protein polyubiquitination; proteasome-mediated ubiquitin-dependent protein catabolic process; positive regulation of protein catabolic process
Molecular function (GO): ubiquitin-protein transferase activity
Source: RefSeq, a predicted model, not a curated record
AUGGUUAAAUUAACAAGAUACGAAAAGCUUCAAAAGGAACAUAAUGCAAAGUCCUUUAAACCUCUUUUAGAUGAGUUAACAAAAUGCGAUUUACCAACUUUCGUAGAAAAAUUACAGGCAAUUCAAGAAUGGGAUAGAGCUAGAGACGACCUGUUUGUCUGGAUACCCGUAUUAAAUAGAAUUGAUGAUAUCCUUUCAUCGAUUGUGGAUAAAUAUUCAUAUAAGACCGAUGAUUUCAUCAAGAAACCUGUUCGAUUAGUGACUAUGGCCGACGACGAUGUGAAGUUAUGUGUGGAAUUAUGCCAAUUUAGUUGCCGUCUAUUGUACAAUUCCGAAAAUAGAUUUAUUUAUUCUUCAAUGGAUGUCAUGAACAAUUUAUUAAACUGUCCUAAUUUCAAAGUUAAACUUUCAGCCAUUAAAGUUUUAGCAAUCAUGGGAGAAAGAUACGUUGUCACUAGGGAAAAAAUCGACUCGGAUAACGUAUUAGGAAGUUUAAACUUAAAGAAAAAAGCAUUGAAUUUAGCAUUGGCAUUACCUUCAUCUACAACGGAUGAUGAAGGAAAACAUUUUUCUCUAUCUGAUUUGUAUUUCAAAGAGAAGAAAUUCCCUUCAAAAUGGUCAAAAUUAAAAUAUAAUUAUUAUACUUCUCAUUCAGGUCAUACAAAGAAACCAGCCUCAAGUCAUAGUUCUACACAACACAAAGAGUUGUCAUUGCCUACACCAUCUAUGAAAAGGCUAGUUUUAACCAAGGAAGAGCUACAAAAGUCUACAAUACAACAACUGUAUGACAAUGCAAUGGAUACUUUACCGCCGGAAAAUUGGUUCGAUUUUUCGUUGAAAGUUGCAAUUGCGAAGGCAUUUAGUGACGAAUCAAACGAAUCCUUAAAUUUAAGAAAUGAAAUCAUAAGGGUAAAAUUCAAUGCUAUUGCAUUGGUUAAUACAAUUUAUAUUCCACCCCAAGUUAGUUCAAAACUUUUUGAAAUCGAUCCUUAUGCCUUCAAUAGUUUGAGCGAAUUCAUUUCCAUUUCAGAAACAAAAAUUUCUAAAGAAAUGAGAUUAGAUGCGUUGUUUUCUCUUGAAUGUAUUUCAUUGAAACAUGUCUGGUGUUCUGAUAUCGUCAGAAACCUCGGAGGAAAUAUCUCACACGGUCUUCUUUUCCAAAUCUUACAUUAUAUUGCCAAGAUUUUAAGGGAAGGUAGCUCUGAAGUCGAUGAAGAGUAUAACGUACGCAUGUUUUAUUUGAUAUCCAACCUUGCCGAUGUAAAAUCUUUACAUGCAUCGAUGAUUAGUGCUGGUCUAAUCCAAAGUUUAAUAGAAAUUGUUUCUGUCAAAAAAACAUCAUACAAGAGAUCUAUGGCUUCCGCUAGCCAUCUUUUGGAAUUACUGAUUAGUGAUUCAGAAUCAACAUCAGAGUUUAUUAACAAUGAUGGUUUUAAUAUUUUAAUCAACUCAAUAACAGAUGAAGUUAAUUUUGCAUUAGAGCAUCCUGAAUAUGGCGCACCUCCGAAGUAUUCGUUGGUAUAUUAUUCCAUUUCAUUUAGGCAACUUGCAUAUAUUAGGAGUCUAUUAAAGAUUGUUUUAAAACUAUUAAGAACAGAUUCCGGUGAUAGAAUCAGAAACUUGAUAGAUUCUCCAAUUCUGAUUUCAAUUAAAAAGAUUCUUGAAAAUAGACCUGUUUUCGGCUAUACUUUAGUGACUCACGCACUUGAUAUUGUUCAGAGAGUGAUAAACAGCGAGCCUACUAUCUAUCCAGUACUCGUAGAAGCUGGAUUGAUCCCUCACAUUAUAGAACAUUUUCCAGAAUACAUUUGUCCAAAUCCAGAAUUGUUAUCAUUAUUACCUGAUUUAUUAUCUGCAUUAUGUUUAAACACGGAUGGUUUAAAAAAAGUUAAAGAACAUAACCUGAUUCAAUCAUUAUUGGGUGCAGUCACCAACCCCAAGCACGCCCAAAUAUUGUCAUGGAAAGAGGAAGCAACAGAUCUUGGUGCAUCUGUUGAUGAAUUAGCAAGACAUUAUCCAGAAUUAAAGCCAAUUAUAUUAGAAAGUUUUUGCUCCAUUGUAAAAGAAUUACCUAAAUGCAUAAAUUUUAACCAAAAAUUUUUAUAUGAUUCACCAAAUGGUGCAGAUUAUUUUUAUCGCUCGAAAACAGAUGCAAUUGAAGAAUAUGAAGAGGGUGCAACCGAAUUAUCAUUUUGGGAUGUCCAGGAAUCUACAUCUUUAGUAGACUGUUUUGCUGAUUUAUUCUAUGGCAUGACACUAGAAAAUUCAGUUCUAGAAUCACUACCAGAACGUUUACAUUUUAGCGAAAUUUUAUCAAUUGCCAUAAUGGAAGGACCUCCAUUUGAUUAUACUUCUUCCCAAACUAUGCUGAAUUUCACUGAUGUUUUACAACUAUUCGAUGAAAAGAACAAAGAUUACGCAUUUCCAGUGUUAAUGAAGGAAUUAGAAAAUCAAUUGGAAGAUAUAAAAGAAUUCUUAACAAGCCCAUUGGAAUUCAGUUAUAUACUCCAAGCUAAGGUAGGAAGAGAUAAUAGCGACAUUGAAGACACAUUAUCGAAAAUGUCACGUAUUGUAACCUUGUUGUACUUGAUAACAGAUGUAUAUAUAAAUGUGACAUCCUUAACAGCAACAAGAGUACUUCAAAUACUAGAAUAUUUCGAAAAGAAUGGUUUUAAAUUAAUUAAAAAUAUAAGAUUGUUAUUUCAAAAGACCUCUCUAGAAGAGAUGUAUAUCCGUGAAGUACUUCCAGACAAAGUUAUCACUGAUACAAUGCCUGAACCACUCGGUAGUGCACCACCAAUUCAAAUACACGUUUCAAAACCUUCUAAGAGGGAACUAAAGGAUGAUUAUACUUCUUCAAAAAUGAAGAAUACAUUUGAAGUCAGAUUUUUAUUAUCAAAGCUACAGUCGUGUUCUUCCAUAUUUUUCAGGUGCUUGUUAAGAUUAUCUCAUGCCAAGAAUAUAGAUAUCGAAAUUUCAGAUAGAGCAAUCGAAGUACAUAUCUUUUCUGAAGUUGUCUCUAGUUCUAUUGCAAUGUUAAGAUCGAUGAAUCUAAAUAAGAGAAAUUUACCAUUUUUCUUGGUGAUGUUAAACUUCAAUAGCUAUAUUUAUUCCUUCCCGAAAACAACAAUAUCAGGUGGAGGUAUUUUACAAACAAUACCUAUUUAUUUGUUUUAUCAAAUGGGUGGUUAUAAAUUAUAUGUUGAUUUGACAAAAGAGCUAUUCAAAAAUAUUUCUCAAUUUGAUAAUAUAGAGAUGAUCGAAGAAAUUAAUUACUUGAAAAAUACGGAAGAAGUCUUAACGUUAAGUUGUUUGAUAAAUGUUUUGACUUUCUUAAAUAAAUCAAUACAGCUAGAAACAAUGGAAAAUAUUAGGAGUAUUGAACCAUAUUAUCCAUACUUGGAUUAUGAUUAUAAUAUGACAAAAUCUAUAAUGAUACCGAUAAAGAUACUUUCAUUAGCAUUGAUUUUUAAUUUAAACAAUUAUAAUUUACUUUUCAACAAUGAAGCUAGAAAGAUACCGUAUGCUGUUUUUAAACAAAUCUUAACGAUGUUAAAGAACAUUUUUUCUGAUUCAGAAUUUGAUUCGGAAGAAUUGUUAGAAUUGCACUGGGAUCUAAUACCUCCAUCCAGUAGAAAAAUCAAAUUACUAACUUCAUGUGGUUUAUCGGAAGAUGUUGCUAGAGGUUAUUUGGAAGAAAAUGAUGAUGAAUUACCCCAAAAUGAAAAGCCAGAUUCAUUUUCUGAAGCAGAAUGGGAGAAAUAUCAAAUUGUCUCAAAAAAUAAUAUGUGGCAGCUAUAUCCUCCUCAAAUGUUACCACAAUAUAAGGAGAUGGCUUCUACGGAAGACUUGACCUCCAUGCGAAAGCAGUUUUUUGAUUCUGGUUUACAACAAAAGGUUUUUAAUGUAUUACCCUUUUAUCCAAAGUUGGUAAAUGCAUUUGCAAAAACAUUACUUCAAAUUUAUGCAGACAAUCACCAACCAGAGGAAUAUUUUGCACAAAAUGUGUUGGAAAAGAUUAUUAAGACAAACAUUACUGAUACAGCUGCUAUUUCGUCUUUAAUUCAUCUUUUUGGUAUCUUUUUGAAUGAGAGGCGUGUGUAUGAACAAUCGAAUGGUUUAAUUGACCAGUUUUUGGAUUAUUUAUUAAAAUCCUUAAAACCUGAUCAAGCGAAUAGCAUUUGGUUUUCUAAGGCUUUGUAUGUAUACGAGAUUAUUCUAGCAAAAUCAGAAGUUCCAGAUGUGGUUAAAUUGCCUAAUGAUAUUAAAUUGACCGACGAUUUACCUACCUUUUUCCCUGUAUAUAGGAUUCCAUAUGAGAUAAAAAAGCAGGUAUUCCAUACUCUUAUAAGAGUCAGCGAUAUAUCGAACUUUUAUUCAGCUUUGGCAACUUGUAGAAUUUUGAUUUUAUAUGCAAGAGACAAUGAAUUUGGGAAUGAAAUUAUUAGAUCAGGUAUUUUGUCUGAAUUACUAAAAUCUAUUGGGGUUCAUCAGAAAUCGGAUAAGAUUAACUUUUUGGAGUCUUCAUUCAUUUUAUUACUAAGAAGAUGCUUUGAAACUGACAAAAUUGUUAAGGAUUUGAUAAGUUACGAGUUGAAUAAAAGUUUUACAACAAGAGCUAUAGGUGAAAAUAAAGAAAAAGAACGUGAACUAAAUGGUUUGAUUGAUGAGAAACCACACGUCGUCAUGAGGAAUCCUGAAAGUUAUACAAACCUCUUAUGUGGCAUGGCAAAGUUUGUAGAUUUCGACUCUUCUGAUUCUUUGAACACAUUGGUAAUGAAAAGAGACAUCUCAGGUAGUGAAAAAGAUACUCCACAAGACGUAAAAAAAUCCGAAGGUGAGAAUUAUCAAAAAAGAACGGGUAUUGUACACAUGCUACUGUCUCAGUUGAUGGCAGCAUCUAGAAAAGACUGGUUGUCAGAACCCGGAUCUAAAUUACCAGAGAAUAAAGAUAAAAAAUUGGUUGAUAAAGUCGAUCCUGCAAAGAAUCCAGUUUGUGCAUAUAUGAUGUUUUUACUUAAAGUUUUAGUUGAACUGGUUAGUAGUUAUAAGAAGUGCAAAUUCGAAUUUUUAACCUAUGAUAGAAGAAAUUCUUAUUCCGAAUUUCCAAAACCUAGAUCUACUGCUAUAAAUUUUUUCCUAUAUGAAUUAUUAGAUAAGACUCCCAACCCAGAACAGAAUAAAUAUGAAAGCAAACGAAGAGAAGUCAUCAGUUUAUUGGCUCGUUCAGUUCUUGUUGGGUUUAUAGCUAGUGUACAGGAUUCAAGUAUUAAAGCCAAUGACCCUAAGGAAAUCGACCCUGAUAUGAACUUCAUUAGGAAAUGCACCAUAGAAUCAUUGAUGAAAGCUUUAAAACAAAAUACAUCAUCAGCUAAACUAAUCGAAUCAAAUGUAAGCAAACUUGAUUGUUGGUUUAAGAUAAUUUCAUCUAUGGUAUUUGUUCAAGCUCCUUACUUGAGGCUCAUUUUAGAUUCAAAUAAGAUUGACGCAGAUCAAUAUCAAAUGUGCAAGUUAAUGAUAGAAAUGAAUGUCCCAAGCGUAAUUACUGAGUGUAUGGCUAAUAUUGAAAUUAAUUAUCCAUUUUCAAAAAAACUAUUUAAUAAUGCAGUCGAUCCAUUUAAUGCUAUUAACUCAGUUAGAAAUAGCUUCUCAGAGUUGUUCAAGAUAGAAAUUAAUGAUGAUGAGGAUGUGGUUGAGGAAGAAUCAGAUAAAGAGGAUGCUCCAAACAUGUUUAAAAAUUCUUCUUUAGGUAUGUAUGAUGUUGAGGAUAUCGAAGAGGAUGAUGAUGACGAGUCCUUAAUUGGAGAUGACGAGGAUAUUGCAUUUGUUGAUGGAGAGGAUGGAGAAUAUGAAGUAGUUUUUAGUGAUGACGACGAUGAAGAUGACGACGAAGAUGGUGAUGGCAAUUCCCAUUCUGUAGAUUUAGAUCUAGUUAAUGGAAGAGAAGAUAGAAAUGUAUCUUAUGAAGUUGCUGGAGCAGAUGGUAUUGCGGUAGAGAUAGCAACUGAUUCAUCUUUUGAAUCGGAUUAUGAUGAGGACAUGCAAUCCGGAGAAGAUGUAGAAGAACAUUAUUACUCGGAUAAUGAUGAUGGUAUUGACGUAAUUGAUGUUGAUGAAUCAUCCUAUUCUUCAGACUUGGACAUUGAACUCAGUGAUUAUAAUGUAGACGAGUCUGAUUGGGAAUCUGGAUUAUCCGAUUUAUCUGAUUCUCAGGAUGAUGAAGAUGAGGAUGAAGAUAUUGAUUCCGAAAGUAAUGGCUUUAAUAGAAUGAACGGAAUUAGAAGACAUUGGGUAACCGACGAUGGUGUUGAUAUUAUCGAAUCUCCAUCUGAUGAUGAUGGGUCUACUGGUGUAUUCCAGGGAAUCGAACAUGUGUUCCAUAAUGAAGAUCAACCACUCUUUAGAGUUCAAGGUGGUAGAAGCAACAGUCGUCACAAUAAUAGAGUUUUGAAUAGAAAUUUUGGUCAUUCUUCCUUUGGGCCACCAUCAUUGACUUUAUUGAAUGUUGGGCGUCGUCACCAAAGCAAUUUGAUAAAUCCUUUAGGUCCUAGUGGUUUAGAAGAAGUCGAAAAUGAUAUUUCAGAUCAAUUGAUAAGUGUCGGUUCUGGACUACGUCCUAGAAAUGAGCCUCAUCACUUUGCUGGCGUUCUAUUCUCUGGAGAGUCAUUUGAUGAGCGUACUCCAGAUGGUAUAGUUUUGAAACCAUCUGUGUCAAGAUGGAAGGAUAUUUUCGAUAUGUUUUACGAUUCUAAAUGGUAUGUGAAAAAUAUUAUACCUUCAAUUAUUUCAAGAACUUAUCAUGGAAGCUUAGGAAAUUCCAAGAAGAAGAAUACAACAGAACCUAAGAUUAAAAAACACGGUGUGAAAAGGACUCAUUAUGAAGUUUUACCUGCAGAGGAUGAAAGUUCUAAUAGCGAAGAAAUUUUAUCCGAUGAUAUUGAUGAUGAUUCGAAUGCUUCAGAAAAUGAACUAGUUGAAGGAGAGAGGUCAGGAGACACAGAAAAUUCUGUAAACAGGGCAGCUGAGAAUGCUGUUGCUCCCGAACCUGUUUUUGUCACAAUAAAUGGAACUCAAGUUAAUAUUGCUGGUACAGACAUCGAUCCUGAUUUUUUGAAUGCUCUACCCGAGGACAUGAGAGAAGAGGUAUUUACUCAGCAUAUACGCGAACGUAGAGCAGAAGCUUUGUAUAACGACUUAGACUCGAGAGAAAUUGAUUCAACAUUUUUAGAUGCAAUUCCUCAAAAUAUGAGGGACGAAAUUUUAGAGCAAGAAGCUGCAGAAUCCAGAGUAUCUAGUAUGAUCAGAACUAUAAACAAUAAUGUAAGAUCCACUUUGCAGGACAGUGCGUCUAUUAGCAAUACUGCUAUUAUGGAGGAUAAUUCAUUAGUGAACGAGGAGGAAAAUGAGAAUGAUAAUUCCACCUCCCAUGAAGAUAACAAAACAGAUGUAGAGAAACGUAAAUCUUCUAGAAUGUAUUUUUCACCGUUGGUUGACAGAGCUGGUGUGGCUGCUUUGAUGAAAUCAGUAUUUAUUUCUCAGCCAUAUGUACAAAGAGAAGCAUACCACGAAUUGUUUUAUAGAUUAUGUUCCAGCAAGCAAACUAGAAGUGAUAUCAUCAAUAUGCUUCUAAUAAUUUUAACUGAAGGAAUAAUCGACCAUCAUUCUUUAGAAAAGGUUUAUAACUUAAUUUCUUCAAGAGCUUUAGGAAUCCAGGCCAAACCCCAAGUAUCUCACCAAACAACCAGACAUUUACCUCCAGAUUGCACACCACUUGUGGUAGCUAAUCAAUCGAUUGAAAUUCUACAAAGUUUAAUUGAAGCUGACAGCAGAUUAAAAUUCUACUUUAUCACAGAACAUGAUAAUUUAUCUUUAAGCAAACCUCAAUUUAAAAAUAAAAAGGAUAUUUUUAGCAAAAACAUGAAAUGGCCUAUUAAAAAUCUCUUAAUAAUGCUAAAUCGAAAAAUCAUUACUGAUGAGACUGUUUUGAUGGAUUUAUUGACAAGAGUUUUACAAGUCUGUACAAAGCCAAUACUUACAUUGAAUAAGCCAAUUGAUGAGAAAAAUGCUUCGAGAAAAAAAUUCCAAAUUCCAGAAUUUGAUAUAGAUGAACUAAAGAUGAUUGUAUCAAUAAUUAAACUCGAAAGUUGUAAUACUAAGGUUUUUCAACAGACCUUAAACAUUAUGUACAAUUUAUCCGCUGUAUCCGAUGCUGUUAAUGUGUUUACAGAAGAACUUAUUUCUUUGGCAUUGGAGACGGUAGAUGCCUUGGUUCCAGAUUUAAAUAAACUAUCUGACAAUCAAAUUGAAGUUAGUAAUGGAAAUGAGAUUAAUUCUGAAUUAAUACAAAAAUUUACGAUCCCAAGUUCCGAUCAAGCAAAAUUAUUGAAGAUCUUAACAGCAGUGGAUUAUUUACAUACUCAUAAAACUAAAGAGGAUGCUAUUGACGUUCUGAAGCUGAUGUCGUUAUACAAUAGGAUGCAAUUAGGUAAAUUAUGGUCCUCAUUAAGCCAAUGUUUAACAAAAUUAGAAGAACAAAAGGUUACUAGAACAUCUGCUACUAUACUAUUACCUUUAAUAGAAUCGUUAAUGGUUGUAUGCAAACAUAGUAAGUCUUUACAUGAUGGAUCAAAAAGUGCAAUUUUGAAAUUAGAAGAAGAGAACAAACUUGAUUUUGACUCACUUCCAGUCGAAAGCUUAUUCUUUCCCUUUACCGAUUUACACAGAAAAUUGCUGAAUCAAAUGAUCAGAUCAAAUCCUAAAUUAAUGAGUGGUCCAUUUUCUUUACUUGUAAAGAAUCCUAAAGUUUUAGAUUUUGAUAAUAAGAGAUAUUAUUUUGUUGCAAAAAUUCGUUCAGAAUCUCAAGAACAUCCUAAAUUAUCUAUAACUGUUCGUCGUGACCAGGUAUUUUUGGAUUCCUAUAGAUCAUUAUUCUUCAAAUCAAAUGAAGAAAUUAAAAAUUCAAAAUUAGAAAUUGUUUUUAAAGGUGAGAGCGGUGUUGAUGCUGGUGGGUUGACAAGAGAGUGGUACCAAGUUCUUUCUCGUCAAAUGUUUAACCCUGAUUAUGCUUUAUUUAUCCCAGUCGCCUCAGAUACAACUACUUUUAGACCAAAUCGUACUUCCGGUAUUAAUCCAGAGCAUUGUUCAUUUUUCAAAUUUAUUGGUAUGAUCAUUGGUAAAGCUAUCCGUGAUCAAUGUUAUUUAGAUUGCCAUUUCAGCAGAGAGGUUUAUAAGAAUAUUCUCGGGAAGUCCGUUUCACUUAAGGAUAUGGAAUCUCUAGAUUUGGAUUAUUACAAAUCAUUAAUAUGGAUAAUCGAAAAUGAUAUUACCGAUAUCAUUGAAGAAACUUUUUCUGUAGAAACUGAUGAUUACGGUGAGCAUAAGAUAAUUGACCUUAUCAAGGAUGGUCGUAAUAUUGCCGUUACAGAGGAAAAUAAACAAGAAUACGUACAAAAGAUUGUGGAAUAUAAACUUCAAACAUCAGUUAAUGAACAAAUGGAAAAUUUCUUACAAGGUUUUUAUGCUUUGAUUCCAAAAGACUUAAUUUCUAUUUUUGACGAACAGGAAUUGGAACUUCUAAUUAGCGGUUUGCCUGAUAUUGAUGUAGAUGAUUGGAAGAGUAACUCUACAUAUGUUAACUACACUUCCUCCUGCAAACAAAUCAACUAUUUUUGGAGAGCUGUCAAAUCAUUUGACCAAGAAGAAAGAGUUAAACUGCUUCAAUUCGUCACCGGUACAAGUAAGGUACCACUAAAUGGUUUUAAGGAACUAGCUGGUGUCAAUGGUGUAUGUAAAUUUUCCAUCCAUAAGGAUUAUGGCGCAAUUGACAGGCUUCCUACUUCACAUACUUGUUUUAACCAAUUGGACUUGCCUGCCUAUAAUUCAUACGAGACUUUAAGAAGAUUUUUGUUGCUUGCUAUCAGCGAAGGUUACGAAGGUUUUGGUAUUGCAUGA